AUGAGUCAGUCAUCAAAACAGUCAUCGGUGGCACCGGUAUCUGAGAUGUCCACCCAUUGGAUCAACCCAUUGGAAAUAACAUUAGAAGAGGUAGUGGGCCACGGCUCGUACGGUGUGGUCCGAAGGGGGCUAUGGAGGGGACAUGAGGUGGCUAUUAAGGAGAUCAAACGCAACGACAAGGAGGCCUUCGAGACCGAGCUAAAACAACUGUCCCGUGUGUCGACUCACCCUAAUAUAAUCAGUUUAUUUGGCGCCGUUAGGGACAAGGAGACCGUGUCACUGGUCAUGGAGUUUGCAAAAGGGGGCAGUCUUUACAAAGUGCUACACUCGGAACCACCGGUGCUGUACAGCCUAUCGGAAGCCAUUUCAUGGGUGCAUCAGUGCGCGAGUGGUGUCGCAUACCUGCACUCAAUGCGACCCAAAGCUAUGAUCCAUAGGGACCUCAAGUCUCAAAACCUGCUUUUGGUAAAUGGUCGAGCGGUUAAGAUAUGCGACUUCGGUACCGCGUGCGAUAUUCGCACCAUUAUGACCAAUAAUAAGGGCUCAUCUCGCUGGAUGGCACCGGAAGUGUUUGAAGGGAAGAAAUACACCGAAAAGUGUGAUGUCUAUAGUUGGGUCAUAAUAUUAUGGGAGGUGUUGGCCCGGCGUAUCCCAUUUGAUUGGCUGGAAAACGUGGAUUUGGUUAUAUUGUUAGCCGCCCAUAGGGGUAAACGGCCGCCCCUAUUGCACAACUGUCCCCAGGUCAUUGAAAAUAUAAUGACAAAGUGUUGGUCAAAGGAUCCGGCUGUUAGGCCGUCCAUGGCUGAGGUGGUGGGCCUGAUUGGAAUGGUAGCUCAGGAAAUAAAUGAUGCUAAUGUUUAG
Oppiella nova is the source of this 861-nucleotide messenger RNA. The record is from the annotation of a GenBank genome assembly. NCBI's taxonomy places the organism in Eukaryota, Metazoa, Arthropoda, Arachnida, Sarcoptiformes, Oppiidae.